AUGGAUCUAUUUCAAGGGCCUCAAAAGUUAGUGAAAUACCGAAGGAAGCUUGGUAUGAAGAAUGCAAUGGUGAACACUACAUCCAAAAUUUGGGUUUAUUGGAAUACAGAAUUGGAGAGAGAAGUGAUGAGAGACUCAUAUCAACAACUAACAAUAAAAUUCAGACAUGUUACAUGUCAGAAGGAGGUCGUCAUCAGUACAGUGUAUGCUAGGUGUACCUUAUUGGAGAGGUUAGAAUUAUGGGAAGACCUUGAAGACAUAGCAGCAAAUGUAGAUGUCCCAUGGAUAGUGGGAGGAGAUUUCAAUGUGAUAUUAGAAGAAACAGAGAAGUUAGGCGGACUACCAGUCACUCAACAAGAAACGACAGACUUUGCACAAUGUCUGAGUUCUUGUAAUCUCUCAGAGAUAACAUUCAAAGGGAAACAUAAUAAAACCUUCCAGAAAUUAAGAAAUUUAAAAAGGGCUCUCUCACAAUGGAGCAAGGAAACAUAUGGUAACAUCUUUGAGAAAAUAGAUGCCCCGAAGGACAUAUUUAAAGUAAAGGAGCAGCAAAUGGAGGUGGGGCCCACAAAUCAAAAUAAGAAAGAACUUGCUAAACCAGAAGAAGUAGUCAAAAGUUACUAUCAAAUAGAGGAACAAUACGGGAAGCAAAAGGCUGGGAUGCAAUGGUUUAAGGAGGGUGAUAAAAACACAAAAUUCUUUCACUCGUAUGUGAAAGGACGAAGGAGAAAAUUGAUGAUAUGGGAGAUCCAGAUAGAGGAUGGGGAAGUAUUACAAAAUACAAAUAGCAUAGGGGAAGAGGCAGUAAAAGUGUUUAAAGAAUAG
Solanum tuberosum (potato) is the source of this 825-nucleotide messenger RNA. RefSeq lists its product as uncharacterized. NCBI's taxonomy places the organism in Eukaryota, Viridiplantae, Streptophyta, Magnoliopsida, Solanales, Solanaceae. The record is from RefSeq and is a predicted model, not a curated record. Bases 1 to 825 code for a protein of 274 amino acids. The transcript has 3 exons.